Molecule: messenger RNA, 1863 nt
Organism: Eimeria mitis
Lineage: Eukaryota; Apicomplexa; Conoidasida; Eucoccidiorida; Eimeriidae
Product: Cytoplasmic dynein heavy chain, related
Exons: 6
Coding region: 1-1863 (620 amino acids)
Biological process (GO): microtubule-based movement
Cellular component (GO): dynein complex
Molecular function (GO): minus-end-directed microtubule motor activity; dynein intermediate chain binding; dynein light intermediate chain binding
Source: RefSeq, a predicted model, not a curated record
AUGGGUAGCAAAGAAGGAUUCGAGUUGGCGGACAAGGCUAUCGCCAAGGCCACUCGACAGGGCACUUGGGUGUUGUGCAAGAACGUCCAUCUUUCUCUCAAGUGGCUGCAGGAUCUAGAAACAAAUCUACACCGCGGCCAGGCGCACACGAAUUUCCGUUUGUUCCUGACUAUGGAGUACAACCCCAAGGUGCCUGCCACUUUGGUGAGGGCCUCUUGCACGUUCGUCUUCGAGCCGCCGCUCGGCAUCAAGGCGUCGCUCUACAGAUCUUACGCGAUGCUCUUUGGUGCCAGUGCGACCCGAGGCACCGCCAGUCGAAACGCUGCUCACGCUCAGCCCGUCCAGGCCCCUGCAGCGGCGCGCUGUCGGUUACAGUUCCUCCUGGCUUUCCUGCAUGCAAUUAUAUUGGAGAGGCGAAGAUACGCACCAGUUGGGUGGUGCAAGCUGGUGUUGCGAUCCUUCAUAGAUUAUUUGUUUCGUCCUGAGGCAUUUGAAUCGGACUUCUGCCUCAACAUGCCGACAUUCGGGAAGGGCGCGGACGCAUCGCCUGCCGAUGCGUUGCGAGCACCCGCUGAGCUGUACAAGACCCACGAGCAGUACUUGGAGUGGGUGGAUUCUCUACCUACCCGCGAUAUGCCCGCUGCGGACGCAUCGCCUGCCGAUGCGUUGCGAGCACCCGCCGAGCUGUACAAGACCCACGAGCAGUACUUGGAGUGGGUGGAUUCUCUACCUACCCGCGAUAUGCCCGCAUGGAUUGGUUUCAACGCGCGUGCAGAGUGGCUGUUAGCAGCGCGACAGGCGCAGAGCUGCGUCACCAACUGGUCGACGCUGCUGCUGCGAGGCAAGGAAGAGGAUCUUGACUUUCACUCUAUUGCAGAGAACAUCCUGAAGAAGGGACUUAAACGGCAGAAGAGCGCUGCAGCAGUAGACGAAACAGAACCAGACGAAGCUGUACCGAAGACCUCGUGGCUUACGCUGCUUAUCCCUGUCGUCCAAGCCUGCCUCACUACCUUACCAGACAAACUCCCUAUCCUGCAACGAACAGAUGCUAUGGUUCAGAAUCCGAUGUUUCGCUGUUUUGAACGCGAAUUGGCUGUUGGUGCAAGGCUAUGCAAGUUGAUUCGCGAGUCUUUGGGGGAGUUGCUGUUGGUGUGUAAAGGCGAGCUGAAGAUAACGAAUUCGCUGCGUGAGCUAGCGAGUCAAAUAUCUUCAUCGAAAGUGCCACCCGAGUGGAGUCAGGUGUACGUGUCAUCUCAAGAGUUGACAGUGAAGGAGUGGCUGGAGGAUUUCAGCCGUCGGCUAGCUCAGCUAGCGAUGGUAUCUCGUGAAUUCGGCACGACAGGAGAGGAAGACGAUGCCGUGCAAACAGAAGCAGCAAUGCAUCUCUUAGCAAGGCAGCGCGACAACGGCGAACUGACGCAGUGGAGAAUAUGGCUAGGAGGCCUCUUCUUCCCUUCUGCAUACCUCACCGCAACGCGUCAAGCUGUCGCUCAAGCCAAGGGAUGGUCUCUAGAUGAUCUAGCUGUAGAGGUCAUCGUCGGUUCAUCCGAAGCAAAAGACGAUCAGUGCUUCAUCAUCACAGGCUUGACAGUAGAAGGGGCUGCGUGGAACUCAACUGAAGCGUGUUUAGACGUAACGCAUACACUGGCAUCGAAUCUGCCGCCUAUGGUGAUGCGGUGGUACCACAAAGCAGACGGCUGCAAAUUCAAGCAGCCGGGCGUCACGUACAUCGCCACUCCUUUGUUUCUCAACAGGUCUCGCAAGGAUCUGGUGGCCUUCGUUGAUCUGCCUGCUCACGCACAAUACCCGCCCUCCCUCUGGGUGCAGCGGGGCACUGCAGUAUUGCUGUGGAGUGAUUUCUAA